Messenger RNA from Andrographis paniculata, 1340 nucleotides. RefSeq lists its product as uncharacterized. The coding region runs from base 127 to 1035 and encodes 302 amino acids. The transcript has 8 exons. Lineage: Eukaryota; Viridiplantae; Streptophyta; Magnoliopsida; Lamiales; Acanthaceae. Gene Ontology annotation, molecular function: S-adenosylmethionine-dependent methyltransferase activity. The record is from RefSeq and is a predicted model, not a curated record.
AGGAUAUUCUUGGAUUUCGUUUUGGGUUUAAAUCCAGUAGUUUGUCAGUCCAAUGGAUAAAUGAUCGAACCGCAGUGGGCAUAGUUCAAGAGAAUUCCUCCAAAUGUGCUGACGAAUUGAAAGGGGAUGGCUAAUAGAUAUGGCGUGAAACUGCAGUUGCCAAACUUGGUGGGUGUGAGCACUUGUCUCCAGACUGCAAUUGCUCAUUUUUCUCUGUUGGCGAGUAGAGCUGGUGGACGCAAAGUACACCGUAGAGUGGUGCUGGGAACUGGACUCGCCGUUCUGCCUCAGUUCCUGAACAUGUCGGCGAGCAAUCUUGGUGCGAAAUCUUUCAUGGCUUCCGCGAGGCUAAAGAGUGAUGUUGACAAAGUAUUGGAGAAUGUGAAAUGGCCAGAUCAAUUUCCCUUCAAAGCAGAGGAUUUCCAGCGAUUUGAUGAGUCACCAGAUACAGUAUUCUAUGAUUCACCACGUUUCGUGACUCAUAUAGACGAUCCAGCCAUUGCUGCGCUUACCAAAUAUUACUCUGAGGUUUUCCCCCCAAGCAACACCCCUGGAGUUGCCUUACUCGACAUGUGCAGCAGCUGGGUCAGUCAUUAUCCUAAAGGUUAUAGACAGUCCAAGAUAGUGGGAAUGGGCUUGAAUGAAGAAGAGCUAAAGCGGAAUCCUGUUUUGACUGAGUACGUUGUGCAAGACUUAAAUGUUGAUCCUAAGCUCCCAUUUGAAGAUAACACCUUCGACGUAAUUACAAAUGUUGUUAGUGUCGACUACCUAACAAAGCCAAUUGAUAUUUUCAAAGAGAUGUCUCGGAUUCUUAAACCAGGGGGACUUGCUAUCAUGAGCUUCUCCAACCGCUGCUUCUGGACAAAGGCAAUCUCAAUAUGGACAUCAACUGGAGAUGCUGAUCAUAUUAUGAUAGUUGGAUCAUAUUUUCAUUAUGCUGGAGGGUUCGAGUCUCCCAAGGCAGUGGAUAUUUCACCGAACCCUGGCCGCACAGAUCCCUUGUAUGUUGUAUACUCAAGAAAGUUAUCUGCAUGAGACAUUACUGAAACCCCUUACAGCUUCUGGUGAGAUAUAUCUUAUUUGUAGAGAUGAGUUGUAAAUUGGCCUUAUAUUGAAACUUCUACAUGUAUUCAUGAGUCUGAGUUACAAGGAGCCAACAGUGAAAUUUAUUUGUCAAAUUAGGUCUAAAUCAGCUGGAACUCAAAUCCCUUGGAAUCUAAUGAGUGUUUAUAUACACUCAAAACAAGCAUCAACUGAAUUAGCCAUAGCUAUGUAGACAUAUACAACAUUGUCUUUGGACAUUGAAUAAGCAUAUUCCAAUUCAUUGCAAGUGCAAGAAA